AUGCUCGCCAUCAGAUCAGGCCACGCGUGCCCAGCUCCCUGCGGCUGGCCCCGUCGGCACUUGCACACUCUGGUGGGGUUAGCGUCGCCGUCCAUUUAUUACCUGCCCGAUUCACGGAAACAUCGACAAAGUCCUUCGCGUAAGGGCUCCCGCAGUCCACCACUGGGGAAGACCCUCAAUAGGGAUGCAUUUCCGUCUCCCGAGACCCAGAAAACGAAUAAGCUCUGUCGUAGUUACCCAUCAUUGAAGGCUUCCAUGGGACGGCCGGCUUUGGCUCUGAGUGUCUGGCAUAACAAGAACCGCACGUUGACCAUCACGAGCCCUGACGAAGCAGUUUUGGCAACUCAGUUCAUUCUGCAGGUCUCUAUUUUUGUCGACGGCAUCACAGUUGUGAGUCACUGGUGCGCGUCAUCAGCCUGCGUGGCGAGGAUCUGGAUACCUUCUGCUGCGUACUCGCCCGUCUGA
Messenger RNA from Akanthomyces muscarius, 465 nucleotides. RefSeq lists its product as uncharacterized. The record is from RefSeq and is a predicted model, not a curated record. The coding region runs from base 1 to 465 and encodes 154 amino acids. The transcript is spliced from 4 exons. Lineage: Eukaryota; Fungi; Ascomycota; Sordariomycetes; Hypocreales; Cordycipitaceae.